AUGGCUCAGAACCUUCAUCAUUUUGUUGAUCCUGAUCAGGAGAUGCUUUUAAGCAACGACCCCAACAUUACAUUAUGGCUGAAGCUUAGUUUACUGGUAAGAGCAUGGCUAUGCCGUUGUGUUGCCCGUAACUUGGAGCAAGAAGUCAGUGUUGCAUUCCCCAAGCUGUGGUACGCAAAUGAUUUUAUGAAAGAAAUCAAGUAUAUCAUGGAGAAAAGGCGCUUCGGCAACACCAAGAGGGCGUGUUUUGAGAUCUGGGACGCUCGGCUCGAGGAUUUCUCGACAAUUGAUGAGUUUGUUGCGGCAUUGAAACAGAGACUACAUACAGCAAUUGAUCUCGAAGCCAACGUUCUGCCUUACAUGCUUUAA
Penicillium vulpinum is the source of this 369-nucleotide messenger RNA. RefSeq lists its product as uncharacterized. The coding region runs from base 1 to 369 and encodes 122 amino acids. The transcript has a single exon. The record is from RefSeq and is a predicted model, not a curated record. Lineage: Eukaryota; Fungi; Ascomycota; Eurotiomycetes; Eurotiales; Aspergillaceae.